This is a messenger RNA of Paramecium sonneborni, 1408 nucleotides long. The record is from the annotation of a GenBank genome assembly. Lineage: Eukaryota; Ciliophora; Oligohymenophorea; Peniculida; Parameciidae.
AUGUGUUUAUAUUCACUAUUGUUAUUGUUUUGAGAAUUUUAGGAGACAAGUUUUUAUUUAGGCAAAUAUUUAAAAAAAUUUGGAAGAUAACAUCUAAACUUAUAAUGAUAUAGAGAGUUUCAUUAUCAGUUAUAAUUCCUCAAAAAAUAAGUUGAUUUUAAUGUAGAAGAACAGGUAGCAAAAGAUUACAGAAAUUAUUUAGAAUGACUUUAUUGAAAAAAUAAGAAAUAUAAAAGUAUCUUCAUUUGAUUCAAAAAGGAGAUUUACUUAGUUUACUUCAUAGGAAAUGUUAGAAAACUAAGCAAACAUGACAUUAGAGAUGUUUUUAUUUUAUGAAUUCACAAAUAAGAAGAAAAAAAUCAUGCAUUUAAUUCAUUAACCUGAACUUAAUAAUUCUUAUUUGCUGAGGGGAUUUCUUUAGCAAGAAAGUUACACAAUAAAAGUAGUCAAAUUUCAUUAAUAAAAACCCUGUGCUAUUGUUUUGUUGAUGGAAAAUAAGAAAGAUAAUGUAAUUGAGGAACUUAAUUUAAGGAAUAAAAUAACAAUGAAGGCAUUAGAUUAUAUUGGUGAUUUGUUUAGAGAAUUAGUAAAACCUAGUUUAAUAUCAUUUUAAUGGAUUUAUAAUAAUAAAUAGAAAAAUAAAAAUAUUGUAUUCAUUAAUAAAUUAUUAAGAAAAGUAAAUAGCAAUUUAUUAAAAUGCUAUAAUGAUUUUUCAAAUAUUCAAGAUUACUUUAGUAUAAACAAAGAAUUUUAACGUUGUUUAAUAUAGAAAUUUGAUAUCAAGCAAUUUAUUGAAUCGAUAUCCUAAAAUGUAAUAAGAUAUUUUGGAGAUGACAAAGGAUUGUUCUUUACGAUCGAUUGUUAAGUUCAAGAUACAUAUGUGAAAUAAGAUUAAAAAUAACUGAAGCAAUUAUUUUUAAACUUAUUUUUUUUUAUUUUAGGAAAGCAAGCAGAAACAAAUAAUAUUCAACCAAAUUAAAUCCAUAUCACUUUAUAAUAAGAAAAAGAUGAGUCUAAUUAAUAGAUGUCAAUUAAAAUAAGAAUUGAUUACGAAGGACAUCAUUUAAGUAAAACAGCCAUAAAUAAUUUGCUAAUCAUAAAUCCUUAAACAAUUGAAGAGUUGAAGCAAAAUAGUAAAAAGGCAUUUGAUUUAUAAUUACCAAUAUCAUUGUUGAUAAUAAGGAAAAUAGGACCUCAUGAUAAAUUAACCUUAAAAUAGAAUAAUAUGAAUAAAAAUUUUAUAGAGUUUUAAAUAUUUAAUUCUCUGGAAGAGAAUUACCAUCUAUUGCCAGUAAUAUCAUUUAACCCAAAGGAUAAUAUUCUAAUAACAUAAAGUUUGCCUAAGCACUAUUCUGAAUACUUUGAUCAGAUUCCAAUUGUGUAAUUAAACUCUAUUCAGGAAUUCUGA